Messenger RNA from Aspergillus alliaceus, 1092 nucleotides. Its product is annotated as Zn(II)2Cys6 transcription factor domain-containing protein. NCBI's taxonomy places the organism in Eukaryota, Fungi, Ascomycota, Eurotiomycetes, Eurotiales, Aspergillaceae. Gene Ontology annotation, molecular function: zinc ion binding; DNA-binding transcription factor activity, RNA polymerase II-specific. The transcript has a single exon. The record is from RefSeq and is a predicted model, not a curated record. Bases 1 to 1092 code for a protein of 363 amino acids. Gene Ontology annotation, biological process: regulation of DNA-templated transcription.
AUGAGCUCACGCACCUGGAUCAAACCUGUGCCCGGCUCACUUCCUUCCCCUGCCACAACGAGGCCUAUCCUGGAUGAUACAUUGGCGUCGCUCCCAGUAAUAGCGGGAUCCACGGCUAGCAUGAAUACCUCGACCAUGGCAAGCACAGACGACCCCCCUCUUCGAAAUUCGUGUGACAGUUGUAAUGCCGCGAAAGUCAAGUGCUCCCGGGACAGGCCAUCAUGUCAUCGCUGCCAGAGCCGCAAACUGUGCUGCGUGUAUGGAGUGUCCUUACGGGGUAUCAAACGUGCACGACAUAAGCCGAAUGACAACAAUUUUCACCGCAGUCCUUCUUUGCAAGAGCCAUUUUCACCCUCGACUAUUUCAAGCAUUCCUGGAGAGUUACUCCAAGACUGGGACUAUACGUUCCCCACGUCUUCCUUCCCGAACAAGAAUAUCGACAUUGAUACCCACUUUACCCUAACCAACCCCCUGCUGGCAGACUCGAGCAGCCUACUCGGUUUCGCCCCUCUCCCUACUGCUUUAGCUACGCCCCCUAGUUUAUCGACCCCGACAUCUAGUACCUCAAUCUUUGGCGCCACCUGCUGCUGUCAAAAAACCAUAGCUGAGAAGCUUGCUGACCUUGGUACUCGAACACAGUUAGAUACUGUGCCGUUUGACGAGUUCCUCAUAACUCACAAGGCUAGCAUGGCUGUCUGUAUCUCGGUACUUGAGUGUACCAGCCCCCAUCAUAAACGAGGAAUCCUUCUACUGGUGGAAUUAACUACCCUUCUGAUUCACAUUCUUGAGGCCUUUGAACAGGUAAUGAGUGGAUUUGAUACUGAAGGGAGACAGUCUCGCACAUCUGUUCGGUUGUCCCUUGGGUCAUAUCAGCUUGACCAUGCUGAAGAGAAAGUUUUGCAGGCAAAUCUUCUUCGAAUUGAGCUCACCAAAUUUGGAGCGAUAAUACAAAACCUUAAUCAACAAUAUAGUAACACGGCGAAUGGAAGUCGGGCGGGGGAUAUAUGCCUGGUUUCUCCCUUGCUCGCGGAUUUGAAGAAGAAAGCUCGGGCCAAGUUUGACGCCACUCGUGAGUGGGCACCGUGCCUUUGA